Messenger RNA from Drosophila eugracilis, 2536 nucleotides. RefSeq names its product phosphoenolpyruvate carboxykinase [GTP] (gene Pepck1). Gene Ontology annotation, biological process: propionate catabolic process; hepatocyte differentiation; cellular response to insulin stimulus. Bases 306 to 2249 code for a protein of 647 amino acids. Gene Ontology annotation, molecular function: manganese ion binding; GTP binding; phosphoenolpyruvate carboxykinase (GTP) activity. NCBI's taxonomy places the organism in Eukaryota, Metazoa, Arthropoda, Insecta, Diptera, Drosophilidae. The record is from RefSeq and is a predicted model, not a curated record. Gene Ontology annotation, cellular component: cytosol. The transcript has 2 exons.
CGUAGCAGUUGGCAUCAGUUACUCGUGGACAGAGUAAAUGGAAAGAUCAAGUGAAAAGCCUACUUUCAGUGGUCUGAAAACCAAGUUGAUCUUUGACAAAAAACUGUGGAAGAACAUAUGAACUUCAAGUCUUCGCCAGUCGAACAAUACUUAUUGUGAUAAUUACCCAAUUGUGAUAAGCAAAAGUGCCAAAAAAAACUAAACUCUUUUACGCUAUCAAACGCGAAAAAAUCCACAAAAAUCUAACACAAAUUAUUCCAAAGUUUUCAUUUUGAGAAAAACUCAUAAACUAAACAACAAGCAAAAUGCCUGAGCUCAUUGAACAAAGCAAAAUUAUCUCCGGCAAUGUGUGCGGUCUGCCCCAGUUGCACAAGCUGCGCCAGGACAAUUGCGGUCUGUACAGCCACAUCCGUGGCAUUCCCAUCUCCUAUGGAAAUGUCGAUUCACUGACCGCUGGCGUUCGCAGCUUUGUGGAGGAGGGUAUCGCCAUGUGCCAGCCCGACCAGGUGCACAUCUGCGAUGGCAGCGAGCAGGAGAAUAAGAUGCUCAUCAAGAGCCUCCUCGAGGCUGGCACCAUUGUGCCCCUGCCCAAGUACGAGAACUGCUGGUUGGCCCGCACCAAUCCCGCGGAUGUGGCCCGUGUCGAGUCGCGCACUUUCAUCUGCACCGACCGCCGGGAGGAGACCAUUCCCACUCCGGUUGAGGGAGUCAAGGGUGCCCUGGGCAAUUGGAUCUCGCCCAGCGAUAUGGAUGCUGCUGUGAAGCAGCGUUUCCCCGGAUGCAUGAAGGGUCGCACCAUGUACGUGGUGCCCUUCAGCAUGGGACCAGUUGGAUCCCCGCUAUCCAAGAUUGGAAUUGAGCUCACUGACUCCGCUUAUGUUGUAGCCUCCAUGAGAAUCAUGACCCGCAUGGGAGCCGCUGUCCUGCGCCAGCUGGCCAAGAAGGAGGAGUUCGUCCGCGCCCUGCACUCUGUGGGUGCCCCUGCUAACGGAAAGGUUGAGCAGCCUUCCUGGCCCUGCGAUCCCGAGCGCACCAUCAUCCUGCACAAGCCUGCCGAGAAUUUGAUCGUGUCCUAUGGAUCCGGUUAUGGAGGCAACUCGCUGCUGGGCAAGAAGUGCUUUGCCCUGAGAAUUGGCAGCACCAUUGCCAAGCGUGAGGGAUGGCUGGCCGAGCACAUGUUGAUCCUGGGAAUUACCGAUCCCAAGGGAGAGAAGAAAUACAUCACCGCUGCCUUUCCCUCGGCCUGUGGCAAGACCAACUUGGCCAUGUUGAACCCCUCAUUGGCUGACUACAAGGUGGAGUGCGUGGGUGAUGACAUCGCCUGGAUGAAGUUCGACUCGCAGGGAGUGCUGCGUGCCAUCAACCCAGAGAAUGGAUUCUUUGGUGUGGCUCCUGGAACCUCAAUGGAGACCAAUCCCAUUGCCAUGAACACUGUGUUCAAGAACACCAUCUUCACGAACGUGGCCUCCACUUCCGAUGGCGGUGUCUUCUGGGAAGGCAUGGAGAGCAGCCUGGCUCCCAAUGUCCAGAUCACCGACUGGCUGGGCAAGCCCUGGUCCAAGGAUUCCGGCAAACCAGCUGCUCAUCCCAACUCCCGCUUCUGCACCCCGGCUGCCCAGUGCCCGAUCAUCGAUGGUGCCUGGGAGGAUCCAGCUGGUGUGCCAAUUUCCGCCAUGCUCUUCGGAGGACGUCGUCCCGCUGGUGUGCCACUGAUCUACGAGGCUAGGGAUUGGACCCAUGGAGUCUUCAUUGGCGCUGCCAUGAGGAGUGAAGCCACCGCCGCUGCCGAGCACAAGGGCAAGGUGAUCAUGCACGAUCCCUUCGCAAUGAGGCCCUUCUUUGGCUACAACUUCGGUGACUACGUCGCCCAUUGGCUGAGCAUGGAGAAGCGCGGCCAGGUGCCCAAGAUCUUCCAUGUCAACUGGUUCCGCAAGAGUGCCGAGGGCAAGUUCAUGUGGCCCGGAUACGGCGAGAACUCCCGUGUGCUCGAAUGGAUUCUGCGUCGGGUGAACGGCGAAUCCUGUUAUGUGGAUUCGGCCAUUGGACACAUUCCUGCUGAGGGUGCCCUCAACUUGGCUGGCAUGAAGGAUAAGGUGGAUGUGAAGGAAAUCUUCUCGCUACCCAAGGACUUCUGGUCUCAGGAGGUCAAGGACAUUCGCACCUACUUCGAGUCGCAGGUUGGAGCCGAUCUGCCGGCCAGCAUUUACAAGGAACUGGACGAACUUUCGGCCCGCAUUGCCGGCCUUUAAAAAGGAUCAUCUAAGGCCAAACCGAACUUAAAAACAUAUAUACCCGCCCCACAUACCUAUACCUGCUCAACAUCCGUACUAUCCCGUACUAACCCCACAUACUCAUCCAAGAAAUGCUAUCCCGUCGUAUCCUAUAUCCCAAUACCUUACUUGGUCGUUUCUCUAGUUUAUAAGGCGAAGACUUCCAAACUAUUUACUAUUUAUGUAAGCAGACUUAAGAUUAGCAACUAAGGUGAACAAAGAAAAAACACAUAAAAAAGAAUAAAACAAGACGAUUUUAUAACCUA